ACCACCGAAUACGAGCAGCCCCCCCCCGGUUAACGAAAAGUAAAACACUUGUUUCGGAAAUGGGGUUUGUGAGUUUACCGAUUCGCCAAACUGACUCGCCACUUUGCUUGCCAUAUAUGCCUAGACGCAGGUCACGCAGCAGUUAAAAAACCCAGAUUCGAUUUUUAAUUCUUCAUCAAUCACGAUCAUGAACCUGCUUAAACAGAGAAAAUAAAACCCCACCUCAAUGAUAGUAUUGGUUAAGCUUUAGCAGUUAGCUCCUCGUCACGUCGUUGGUUUGAAGUCCGAUAAUUUUAGCUCCUCGUCACGUCGUUGGUUUGAAGUUAUUGGUUUGAAGUUCGAUAAUUUUAGCUCCGUCACGUCGUUGGCUCCUUCUUCUUUCCUCUCUUUGGUUUUUUUUAAAAGGUAUGGAGCAUUUUGAGGUCCAGAAAAGAUCAUGGUGCAGUGCGUAGAUGGAUUAAAGCAUUUCUGUGUUGCUGUCAUAAAUUGUUGUGAUACUGAUUCAUAUACCCAACCCAAUGGUUUUCAAGAUCCUGAAGCUCUUGCAAGAGAGACAGCGUUUAGUGUAAGUGAGAUAGAAGCGCUUUAUGAACUGUUUAAGAAGAUCAGUAGUGCCGUAAUUGACGACGGUCUAAUCAAUAAGGAAGAAUUUCAACUAGCAUUGUUCAAGACAAAGAAAAAGGAGAGCUUAUAUGCUGACCGGGUAUUUGACUUGUUUGAUACAAAGCACAAGGGGAUACUAGACUUUGAAGAGUUUGCACGCGCUCUCUCUGUCUUUCACCCCAAUGCACCAAUUGAGGAUAAGAUUGAGUUUUCAUUCCGAUUAUAUGACCUCAGACAGCAAGGGUUCAUUGAGAGACAAGAGGUGAAGCAAAUGGUAGUGGCCACACUUGCUGAAUCCGGUAUGAAUAUUUCAGAUGAUGUUUUAGAAAUUAUCAUUGAUAAGACCUUCGAGGAAGCUGAUACUAAACAUGAUGGAAAGAUAGAUAAGGAAGAGUGGCGACGCCUUGUUGUGCGACAUCCUUCCCUUUUGAAGAAUAUGACUCUUCAAUAUCUCAAAGACAUCACCACGACGUUUCCAAGUUUUAUUUUUCAUUCACAAGUUGAUGAUACCUAAACUUCAAGCCUACAUGGAGUUGAUAGUCUUCUGGAAGAGCUUGUUUUAUUUUGAUAGUCUUCUGGAAGAGCUUGUUUUAUUUUACUGCCAAUGUCAAUAUGGCUAUCUUUGCACAGGUUCAUAAUCAAAGGGAUGUUGAUCAUUUAUUGAUGUUCUCUAUGAAAAGAAGUUUGUCUCCCUUUUCAAAUAUAACUUUUUGGCUUGAAUAAAUGGGUUUCAGUCAUUUGUUUUUC
Juglans regia (Persian walnut) is the source of this 1350-nucleotide messenger RNA. RefSeq names its product calcineurin B-like protein 3. Gene Ontology annotation, molecular function: kinase binding; calcium ion binding. Bases 437 to 1117 code for a protein of 226 amino acids. The transcript has 9 exons. Lineage: Eukaryota; Viridiplantae; Streptophyta; Magnoliopsida; Fagales; Juglandaceae. Gene Ontology annotation, biological process: calcium-mediated signaling. The record is from RefSeq and is a predicted model, not a curated record.